Molecule: messenger RNA, 2019 nt
Organism: Hydatigera taeniaeformis
Lineage: Eukaryota; Metazoa; Platyhelminthes; Cestoda; Cyclophyllidea; Taeniidae
Source: the annotation of a GenBank genome assembly
CUGCACUGCGAGAUGACAUUCUUUAAUGAAUUUUUCUUUUUUGGUGUACUAUUUCCCCCACUGGCAAUAAAUGCGGCAUUGGAGUUUAAACCUAUAGUUAAAAAUGGCAUUCUCCCGUCCACUAUUGUUUUUGGACUUCUAGGGUCAUUUUUUACAUUUUCUCUCACUGCUUUGAGUCUAUGGACUGUGCACGCAUGGGGUGCCAUGGGAAUGCAAGAAUACUCCAUUAAGCCUAUCGCAUUCAUCCUGUUCUCCAGCCUCAUUUGUUCGACAGAUCUUGCCAUCGUAUUCGGCCUGCUUGGAAAACUGAAAGUUCAUCCUUUUCUUUAUCUCAUCUUUGUUGGUGAGUCUCUAAUCAAUGACGGAGUUUCUCUAAGCUUAUUUACAAUGACAAAUAAUGCGGCGAGUUCGCACUUGACCUGUGUCGAAAAGUUGGGUGUACUGCCAUGGUUUAUGCUGAUGAUUCUAUCAUUUUCCUUGCAGUUAUGUAUAUCUGCCAUAGUUGGACUUCUCUUUGGCUUCAUGUCGAGCAUCGUUACAAGGUGGACUAGGCAUGAGACAACCUUAGAACCUGUAAUUGUAUUUUGUCUCUGCUAUACCGGCUACAUCAUUACUUAUAUUUACUCUUGGCCAAGCACCUUUUAUCUCAUCUUUUUUUGCAUAAUACUAUCCUCCUUUACAUUUCGCAAUGUGUCUCACAAAUCUGUUAUUACAAUUCGUCACUUUGCUCAAAUGACUAGUGCGAUUGCUGACUCGCUGAUCUUCCUUUACGUCGGUUUCUCAAUAGCAGCCCACGACCUUUCUUGGCAAACAGGGUUCAUUGCCUGGACAACAUUUUUUUGUAUCGUCUGGCGUUUCGUCUUCACUUUUAUGGCCUCAUACCUCACCAACUACUUCUUUUGGACUCGCCAAAAGAUAACUAUCGGAAUGAUGUUCUUCAUCUCUUAUGGUGGAUUCAAGGGGAGCGUGGCCCACGCACUAGUUGAAAUCGUUUCUCCUGAAACCGCCAAGGCUAUGGGCAUUCCAUUAUCGAUUCUUAGGUGCACAGUGGUUUUCAUCAACCUGUUCUAUGUGAUCUUUAUUGGACUGACUAUGGCACCGCUUCUGCGAAUCUAUAAGUUUCUUUCAUCAGGGACUGUUCGGCUGAGCCUCUUUGAAACUCUCAAUAAUCGAGUCAUCCUUUCGGCUUGUAAUGCGGUGGCAGAUGUGGUGGGGCAUCAGCACAGUACUCUUCAGUCGACGUUGGUCAGAUUUUACAAAAGGCACCUACGUCCAUUUCUUCUGCGUGCUCCAAAUGAGCACGACGAGAUCACCGACGUCUACGCGGACAUAGCGUUGGCUCUCCACUAUGCUAGCGUGGCUAAGGAUCGUCAUUCUGUGCACUUUCAUCUUCGCCGUCUACGUCCGCAGCUGAAGAAGGCUUUUUACUUUCAACAACGGCAGCAAGGCGUUCUCAAGCCCUUUCAUCAUGUGUCCUUACAUCACAUCGAUCUCAUCUCCGACCCCACCGAUAUGAGUAUUACAGGCCAGCUGGAUGGCCCUGCCCUACCCUUACAAUCACAACGGCGCCACUCCUACACUCGCCCUUUCGAGGUUUCAAAAGAUGUGCCUUCGUCCGAGGAUUUUGCGACGGGAGAGACUGAGAGAUCGGAGGAUGGAGGUGGUACGGAGGUCUUUUACGACGCUGAGUGUGAGGAGGCUCAAAACACCGAUGCAGUGUUACCCAAGGAGUUAAGUUCUAAGGAAAGUGUCAAGAGAAAGAAAAAUUCCUGCUGCGGAUGCGAUUUGAUCUUGGAGUCAUCAGAUUCUGAUACAACUUCUGCGGACGAAGGUGGAGGUGACGUCAGACCUUCCACUAAUGCUAGAAGCCGAGACGAAGAGGGCCUCUUCCGUCAACUCCUUUCUCGUCACAACCAACACACGUACGCCUUCGAUGAGAGUGCCUUCGCUGAACGCGUGCAGCAGUCUAUUCAGAGCAAGCAUCGUGCUCUUAAGUUUCAUUACAAUCAGAGGAUUUAG